AUGGGUAAUUGUCAAUGUAGAAAAUAUUUUGAUUCAGAUUAAUCUAACAACAAUAAUAUUUAAGAGAUAAUUAUAAAUGAGGAAUAAAAUGGAAAUAUGAAAGAAGAUAGUGAAAAGGAAUUAUUCAUAAAAAUAAAAACUUGGGCAUAAGAAUCAUUUUCUCUAUUUGAUUUUGAGAAUCAAAGUCAUUUAAAAGAAUAAAUAAUUGAGGUAUGUGGAUUAAUAAUAAUAAGAUAAGAUAAGGAGGUUAUUUAAUAAAAAAUAAUAACGAAUUGUAAUGGAUAGAUGAUGAUGUAGAUUGGAAUAAAUGUGUGAUAAAAUAGCAUUAAAUACUAUUCAGAAUAGAGAAAAUAAAUGGAGUGUUUACAAUAAUAAAUAAAAAGGGAGAAUGCAAAUAAAAUUAAUAAAAUUGGAAGUAAGAUUAAAUGGGAGUUGGCAAUAGAGAUUAUUAAUAAUCUGAAGAUUUAGAUUAAUUUGAAGGAGAAGAAUUUGAAUAGUCAUAAGAAUUGAUAAAAAGAAUAGGAUAAAAUAAUUAAGGAUUGAGUUAAAGUUAAAGAACAAAUACAAAAUUAUUAGAUAAGGGAAGUAGAAUAUGGUUAGUAGUUAGAUCAAUUUAAUAAAUGUUUAGUAUUGAAGGUAUAAAAUUAAAAUAAGGAGAUGUUAUAAAAUUUGGAAGAGUGAAAUUUAAAAUUAGGGAAAUUCAGUUAAAUAAGAAGAAAUAAUUGUAUAUUUAUAAUGUUUUUAUUCUUAGAUGUGAUUUAGAAUCAGCAAGAUCUAGUUAAUCUGAUGGUAUUUCAUGCAGAAUAUGUUGUAGUGGUUAAGAUAAUGAAUCAAACCCUUUAAUAAAUCCAUGUAAAUGUACUGGAUCAAUUAAAUAUAUCCAUCUUAAUUGUUUAAAGAAAUGGUUAAAAUUGAAAUUCUAAACUAAACAUAGUAAUCAUUGUAUGAUUUAUAUGUGGAAAAAUUUAGAAUGUGAAAUAUGUAAAUUUAAUUAUCCUCCAAUUUUUAAAAGUGAUGAUCAUGUUUUUGAUUUAAUUGAUUUAAGUAAACCUGUAGAUUAACCUUAUAUUUUAAUGGAAAUGAUUUAGAAACAUUAAGUAAAUAUUUAAAAAAAUCAUUUAGGAUUCAAAAGUUCAUAAAAAUAAUUAAGAUUCUUCUUGGGCUCAAUGUAAUGGAGUUUAUAUCGUGACUUUUAAUAAUAAUAGUGAUGAUAAAGUAGUAAAAGCUAAUGAAUUAUAAAUUGGAAGAGCCUAUGAUACUGAAAUCAGAAUUAAUGAUAUAUCUGUUAGUAGAAAUCAUGGAACUCUUAAAUUAAAUGAUGGAAAUGUAUAUUUGACAGAUAAUAGUUCCAAAUUUGGAUCAUUGAUAUUAAUGUAAUAAAAAGUCAUACCAUUGAAUAAUCAUUUAAAUGGAAUUGAAAUUUAAGUUGGAAGAAGUAUUUUGUAGUUCAAUCUUGGAAAAUGUUCAUCUCAUUAUGCUUAACCUAAUAAAUAAUAAUUUUUAGAUUCUGAUAUUUUUGAGUAAUCUAUAUGAUUCUAAUAUAAGGAAAAUUGUUGGCCAAGAUUUACAAGAUGAAGAUCUACUUUAUCUUUGA
Paramecium sonneborni is the source of this 1594-nucleotide messenger RNA. NCBI's taxonomy places the organism in Eukaryota, Ciliophora, Oligohymenophorea, Peniculida, Parameciidae. The record is from the annotation of a GenBank genome assembly.